AUGAGUCAGCAUUUGAAUGAAACCUAUGACUACAGUGCUCACCACGACCACGAUGAAGGGACAGUGGGAACUUUGCCAGGCGGCGCUCAAACGACAGGGGAAUCGUCGUUCUCCUCGGUCGCCCGAAAAGAAUGGAUCCAUGCCGUCUUUGGAAAGUCCUUGCAACAACCAAAGGGCAAGGGCUUGGCUCAAAUUGACGAAUAUCUUUGUACUCGAAUCUACAUUGAGUCAGAUCUAUAUCAAGGAGAAUCACUGGGAAUCACGCUUAGUCGUUUGACGCUGGGCCUUUACGUUCGAAGUGUCAAACCAGGAUCCGAGGCAGCACUGGCGGGAGUCUUGCCCCAAUCUGUUUUGGUAUCCAUCAAUGAUAUUCAUCUUUUAGCGGAACCUUCCAAGCAAGCAUUGGAACGAAUUUGGCAAUACGAGGGACUCUUUGCUUCCGUUUCCAAAUACGCCAAGCCCUAUAGCAAAGAUGCUGCUUCCUUUGUCAUGGAUUUGCCCAAAGAAGACUUGAUGAUUCAACAUCCCACAAGACUAACAUUUAUACGGAAUGGACAAAUGUACGCGGUUCUCCUCUUGUCCAAUCCACAAUAUGGGAUUGAAUGGGCACCUUGUGGGAAUUUUGCCCUCGUCAAACGGAACGACGGUAGUCAUACGGAGAUUCCACGUGGGUCCAUUAUUGCGGGAGUCAAUGAGAAUCCCAUUGACGAUUUGGAUCAUCUGACUUCGGCAACCUUUCUCAAGGAAGUCAUGGAUUUGGAACUCCCCAUUGACAUGUUGGUAUGUUGGCCACCCGCCACGGCACGAUCUGGAUAUUGGGAACGAUCGGAGAUUGCCAAGCACAAUAGUGGCAGCCCGCAAACCAACUCCAAAGGAUACAAACCGAUCUUUUCAAAGGAACAUGAUGGGGUAAAGACAACCGUCCACUCGCUAUUUUCAAGAGCCAAGAAGAAGCCACAGCCUGAAAUACCAAAGAACGACUGGGGUUUGGAACUUGACGAUUUGGCUACUGCUGUGGGUUCUGGCGAAGUUCUAGUGCCAGAGUCCUCACCAGAAAAGGCAAAUUCGGUUCUGACCAAAGUCUAUUUGCCUUGCUCUCACUUGGAGGGUCGGCUCUUGGAGUCUUGGGAUGUGGAGCAAAGCUUGCUUUACAAUUUGAAGUACUACUGGACUAUGAAUAUGAUCGGUGACAGUGCUGGGGAUUUUGUGGGACACCGAAACUUGUCGGAUCUGUUUUUGGAUUUUCCAAAACCUCUAUUCCAAGAUGUGCUAUUGCCGUUGAUUGCGUGCUGCCGACACACUAGUCCAGGGAGUCCAACGGCACAAGAAAGGCUCCACAAAAUGUUAUUUGAUGAAAUCAUCAACCUUGCCGAGACCAAAGCUUCAUUUGCACCCUCCAUGGAGCUGAUUGCUUCCUCGCUACAAGAAAUUGAACUCCGGAACAUUCUUCGAAGAAUCCGAGAAAAAAGAGCGGCCUCGUCACCAAUCGUAAAGAACAACUCGAACUUUACCUUUGAUGAACUGGACAAGGGCGCUGCCUCACCGGCGAAGUCACCUGCCAAAGCUAAACCAGUAGCAGAGAUAGCUGGAUCGCCAAGCUCAAUACCGCAAGCAGCAUCGCCCACAAAGAAGCGGUUUGGACUAUUUGGAAAGAAAUCAAAUGCCAAAAGUCCUUCGGCCAAGACCACGAGUCCAAAGAAGUCGAAGAGCCCAAAAAGGAACACGAAAGAGCAAUCAAAGACGAUAGCUGAUGCCGCUAGUCCUGGUGGCAAAGCCUUGUCGCUCUUGCUGGACGAACAGGACAAGCAGGAGCAGGAUCGUCAAAUCAUUGGUGCCCGCGAGAUUAUGUUUGCCAAGACUUUGAAAUUUGGUGACGAGUUACUUGAAAUUUGCCAAGAUAUCGAACGAUCGCUGCUAAAGACUUUUCCUCAACGGCUUGCUGGGUGGGCUCUCCAACCUUGGUCGUCCACCAAGGAGACGGCGUUGCAGCAUGUGACAAAUUCUAUGAGAGACCGUCUCAUGCUGUGCUCCAAUACAGAAUUUCUGAAUCCUUUGGAUUCUGAUGAAUUGAUUGUUGGAAUCGACACUACAGAAUGCUACAUUUUACCCAGUGCGCACUUUCCCGUUCUGCUCACUUUUGAUUGUCAAGAUCUCGAAAAUCGGGAGUCUCCAAACAAUGUAUUUGGUGUCCAAAAGUUCUACAGGACCACUGUGGAGGUCAUGCAUGUCAGAUGUGCUGGAAAAGCGGCAGUUCGAAGGAAUUUUGUCGUCCAUGCAUCCGUUGGCGGUUCUAUUCAGGAAACCAAUCCUAGCACGCAUACAGAUGUCGAGACAAAUACACAGAUGUGGGAUGAUGGUGCCGCACUUGUCUUUGACACUAGUUCUUCCUGGGGACCGCCACAAACAGUAUCUUUGCGACUUUCGGAGUCAUUUGUCACAAAUACUGGCGCAACCGGCACAAAGGAAAAUAAAGACAAAAAACAAAGGUAUCUUGAAGACAUUGGAGUAUCCUGGGCAGACUUGACAAGCGUAGUAGACGAAAAGGCAGGAGGACGUAUCCAAAAACGAACCGUUGUCUUGACGCCCAAGCUGUUGUCAAGUAAAAUAUCGGGAUACUUUGAUCAACAUGGAGAAUUAUCGGAUGAAAACCGCCCAAAAGUCGAGAAUAUGGAAAUCAAAAUUCGGGUUACUACGCAAACACUGGAAAUGGCUCCACUCAUCAAAAAGUCCGACUAUACUGACGGCCCUCUGAGAAAACGUUCUCUGUUGUACAAACACGACGAUGAUGUUCGCCAGGACUUGUUCUCGAUCGACUUUAUCAAGACUUGUGACGCAAUUCUAAAGUCUUGUGGACUUGAUUUGAAGUUGGUGACUUUCCGUUGCAUUCCAAUGGGAGACAAGCAAGGAUUCAUCGAGUGGGUCCACGGAAGUGUACCCCUAAGUGAACUUUCCCGUGUCGUUGCGGACUCUAUCUUGGGUGGCAAGACGAAAAGCCCAACGUCCGAUGCGUCGAGCAUCAGUGAAGAAAAUGAGAAAUCAAUGGUAGCACUAGCGGGACUUUCGAAGUACGAAACACUUCAGCGAUGGAACUCGGAUGUCACUGGAUCGAACUCGUCUGGGAGUGCUCCCAACAAUCCAGUUCAGGACUACCUUCGAACCUUUAACUUUGACGUGGAUGCUCCCUAUAUGAUUCGGAAAGAUGCGAUGGAUACCUAUGUCAAGAGUUGCGCCGGUUACUGUGCCAUUACGUACAUUUUGGGAGUUGGCGAUCGCCAUUUGGACAAUCUUCUAUUGCAUCAGACUGGACACUUUUUCCAUUGCGAUUAUUCCUUUAUCUUGGGCAAUGAUCCCAAGAAGUACCUUCCAGUGCGCAUCACGGAAGAAAUGGUGAAUGGAAUGGGCGGCAAGGACAGUGACGGCUUUGUCAUGUUUUUGUCCUUGACGUGUGCCGCCUUUUUGACACUCCGUCGUUCUGAAAACGUCCGACACUUGUUAUCCAUGAUUCGAAUGAUGGAAGGUUGUUACCUGCCUGAUAUUGAGAAGAAUCAGGAUAUCGAAUCUGCCAUUAUGGGUGUUCGAAACCGAUUACGGCUCGACUUGAGUGAAGACGAAGCCAUUGUCUUUAUGGAAAAGCUGAUAGAAGAGAGUUCAUCGUCCAAAAUGUGGUUAGCCGUGGAUGCUAUGCAUACCUUGGGCAAACGAUUCUAA
Cylindrotheca closterium is the source of this 3708-nucleotide messenger RNA. Lineage: Eukaryota; Bacillariophyta; Bacillariophyceae; Bacillariales; Bacillariaceae. The record is from the annotation of a GenBank genome assembly.